This is a messenger RNA of Thermochaetoides thermophila DSM 1495, 774 nucleotides long. RefSeq lists its product as uncharacterized. NCBI's taxonomy places the organism in Eukaryota, Fungi, Ascomycota, Sordariomycetes, Sordariales, Chaetomiaceae. Bases 1 to 774 code for a protein of 257 amino acids. The transcript has 3 exons. The record is from RefSeq and is a predicted model, not a curated record.
AUGUUGCCGACCACAGCUACGAUCGUUGCCACGGUCUGUGCCGACAUCGACUGGGUUGCUCUUUGGAACCGAAUACCCAAAGAGGAGAAGCAUAACAAAGACACGCCGUGGGAUGUCACGUUUUCGCAGGGCAUCGUCAAUGGAACCAUCGUGAUCAAGGGGUUCAACCCAAGGACACGCCGUGCCCAGCGCGAGCGCGUCCGGCGCAACUGUGAGAAUCGCAACACGCUGUCGGCGCCAGUCGACCAGCCCAUGAUGGGCGAAGAAGCCAACGCGCCCACUAUCCAGCAGCCCCUGGCUCAGCCCACCACCAAGCGGGCCGACAACGACCUAACGCCUGCCAAAGCUCAUAGUCAGAGGCGCAGGCAGACUGACUCUACAGAAUCCAGGCAGAAUCCCUCCUUUACCACCUCUGUCGACUUUAAGGCUCCCAGUAAAACGGUCGAAGAGCUCUUGACACUCGAUCACGAACGUCCCUCGUCUCCGGCAAGCUCGGAUAUCGGCGAGCCCGAGUUUUGCCCGCUGCCCAUUAAGCUGGCCACAUCCAUUGUGCCUGACCAGGCUCCCAAUACCAACAUCUGGCCCAUUGACGGCCUACUCGACUUCACCGGUCGUUGCAUCAACUGCUUUGCCCCGGAGAUUGACCCCGCAAGUGGCAUCCCCCACGUCUGCCGCGCCCCCUGCAAGUACUGCGGGGCGGCAUCCUCGCUGCAUUUGCCUGCCACAUUCCCGUUCAAAGCCCUCGCAUGCACAUGCAGCGCCUUCCCUUGCUAG